Molecule: messenger RNA, 336 nt
Organism: Xyrichtys novacula (pearly razorfish)
Lineage: Eukaryota; Metazoa; Chordata; Actinopteri; Labriformes; Labridae
Source: the annotation of a GenBank genome assembly
AUGGCGCCCAGCAAACAUGGAGACGACCCGGUGGAAGUGACCCAGACGUGGUUCAGCUCCACCAUCAGAACCAUCAGAACCAUCAGAACCAUCAGAACUGUCUCCAGACGAUGUUCCAUGUUUCCAUGAACUUCUACCUGUCGACCUUCUUGGCUGUUCUGUAGUUAGAUGUGCCCCCCCCCCACAUGUGUGUGUUCGUUCUCCUAGAUGUUCCUCUGCAGAUGCAUGAAGAAGAAUCUCCUGUGUUUGUGUGUUAGCAGCAUGGUCUACUGUGACAACGACGACAACGACGACAACAAUGAUGAAGACGAUGAUGGACGCCAGUCGGCAUUUUAA